Molecule: messenger RNA, 1020 nt
Organism: Suillus bovinus
Lineage: Eukaryota; Fungi; Basidiomycota; Agaricomycetes; Boletales; Suillaceae
Exons: 14
Coding region: 1-1020 (339 amino acids)
Source: RefSeq, a predicted model, not a curated record
AUGACCAUAGUCUCAAAUGAUCCCACUUCGUGGCCAGUCAUCAAUUCAAAUCGUAUUUCCAGCUAUGUUACAGUCGCUUCCGUUGUUAUAGUUAUAUAUGAUUGGGCACUCACAUUCGGACAAGAGAUCGAAUUGUUCUGGAAACAACGCUGGUCCUUAAUGACAUUUUUGUAUCUUGGUGUGCGCUACCUUGGAAUCUUAUCUGCUAUCGUGGCCAUCCUGAGCGAAGUUCCGACCAUCUCGCUGACAGAUACAGUGAGUCUUCUGUACAUCUCAGAUGCCUACUAUUUCCCUUCAAUUAACCGUGGUGCUCUAUGUGAGUCUGUUCGGAGCUUCAUUACGUUCGUCGUAGGGUGUUGGACGGGUGUUUUGGUACUUGCAAUGCUGUGGGUCAUCAUGGUCGUUCGAUUAUAUGCCAUGUAUCAACGAUCUAAAAAGAUCCUGAUCUUUCUGGUUGUCACCCUCCUGGCUAACAACAUCUUCUUUGGAGUGGUCGGCAUAAUUUUGAUGACACAUGUUUCAGGGGAGGAAAUCAUUCUCUCUGGCACUUAUCAGUGCUCGAAUGACAUUGGGGAAGUGUUCACGCUUCUGUGUUCCAUAACUUGGAUACUCGGAACUGUGUGGGAGGUCCUCGCACUAUGUUUUGCAGUCUGGAUUGCUGUCAAACACUUCCGUACACUGCGACGACAUCCAGAAAGAGAAACUGCUGAGGAUUGUGUAACGGUGUUGAUGAAAACUCACAUGUUUUACUUUGCGAGCUUUGUUGCUGUUUCUUGCCUCCAGCUCAUUAUUGAUUUCUCACCAGCUUUCUCAACCGACCCAUAUUCUCUGGAAGCGCAUAUUUGUAAUGGCUUGCUUCAGAUUUUGGAAGCCGUGCAGUCGUUUGUGCUGGGACCACGCCUGAUCCUUGGACUUCGAGAAUAUAACGCGAAGCUUGUGGCCGAUUUCGACGUAGCAUCUGCCAUGACCUCUAUUGCUUUCCAGGAGCACGUGCAUAUAUCGACUGACAAUACCGUAUAG